AUGUCCGAGAACUUGGCAAUUGUCCGGAAAAGAUUGAAUAGACCUCUCACCUUCGCCGAGAAGGUUCUCUACUCCCAUCUGGACGAUCCACAAGGUCAAGAUAUCCAGCGUGGUGUUUCAUACCUCAAACUCCGUCCCGAUCGAGUGGCAUGCCAGGAUGCAACCGCACAGAUGGCUAUUCUUCAGUUCAUGUCGGCAGGUCUACCCUCCGUGGCUACUCCCACCACCGUCCACUGUGACCAUUUGAUUGAGGCACAGAUUGGUGGCGACAAGGAUUUAGAUCGAGCAAAGGACAUCAACAAAGAAGUCUACAACUUCUUGUCGACCGCCUGCGCAAAAUACAACAUCGGCUUCUGGCGACCUGGCUCGGGUAUCAUUCAUCAAAUUGUUCUCGAAAACUAUGCAUUCCCUGGAGCUCUACUUAUCGGUACCGACUCACACACACCGAAUGCUGGAGGUCUCGGUAUGGCAGCUAUCGGUGUUGGUGGCGCUGACGCCGUGGAUGUCAUGGCAGGCCUUCCGUGGGAGUUAAAGGCUCCUAAAGUCAUCGGUGUCAAGCUUACUGGUGAAAUGUCUGGUUGGACCGCGCCAAAGGAUAUUAUUCUCAAGGUUGCUGGCAUUUUAACCGUCAAAGGCGGGACUGGUGCAAUUGUUGAAUACCAUGGACCUGGUGUCAACACUCUUUCAUGCACCGGUCAAGCUACUGUGACAAAUAUGGGAGCCGAAAUCGGAGCGACCACGUCGAUGUUCCCUUUCAACGACCGCCAGUACGACUUCCUGAAGGCGACCAAGCGCACAGCGAUCGGCGACUUUGCUCGAUCGUACGCUUCAGAACUUCGCGAGGACGAAGGUGCAGAAUACGAUCAACUGAUUGAGAUCAAUCUCUCUGAAUUGGAACCCCAUAUCAAUGGCCCAUUCACUCCAGAUUUGGCUACACCCAUCUCCAAGUUCAGCCAAGCCGUUAAAGACAACGGAUGGCCACAGGAGCUGAAAGUCGGCUUGAUUGGCAGCUGCACAAACUCUUCAUAUGAAGAUAUGUCGCGCGCUGCCUCGAUUGCUCAGGAUGCUAUGGAUCAUGGUAUUAAAGCCAAGGCCCUGUUCACAGUCACUCCCGGCUCCGAGCAGAUUCGAGCAACCAUUGAGCGUGAUGGCCAGCUCAAGACGCUUGAGGACUUUGGAGGCAUGAUUCUUGCCAACGCUUGUGGUCCUUGUAUCGGUCAAUGGGAUCGACGAGACGUCAAGAAGGGCGAGCCCAACUCUAUCAUCUCCUCGUACAACCGAAACUUCACUGGUCGAAACGAUGCUAACCCCGCCACUCACUCGUUUGUGACAUCGCCAGAUCUAGUUGUUGCAAUGACAAUCGCCGGAGAUCUUAGCUUCAACCCCCUUACAGACACCCUAAAGGACAAAGAUGGCGAGGACUUCAAGCUUAAGGCCCCCACCGGUGACGGCCUCCCUCGCAGCGGAUAUGACCCAGGCCUUGACACAUACCAAGCACCUCCAGAGGAACGCUCAUCUGUAGAGGUACAAGUGUCACCCACAUCGGACAGACUACAGGUUCUCGAGCCUUUCCAACCAUGGGAUGGCAAGGAUUAUCUUGACCUCCCCAUCUUGAUCAAGGCUAAAGGCAAGACUACAACUGAUCACAUCUCCAUGGCUGGACCUUGGCUCAAGUACCGUGGCCAUCUUGACAACAUCUCGAACAAUAUGCUUAUUGGUGCAAUCAACGAGGCCAACGGUGAAGCCAACAAAGUCAAGAACUUCAAGACUGGUGAAUGGGAUGCCGUCCCAGCAACAGCACGGAAAUACAAGGCUGACGGGAUCAAAUGGGUUGUUAUUGGCGAUUGGAACUACGGUGAGGGAUCGUCCCGAGAACAUGCUGCGCUCGAGCCCCGACAUCUUGGUGGCACCGCUAUCAUUACGCGAAGCUUUGCACGUAUCCACGAAACCAAUCUAAAGAAGCAAGGCAUGCUGCCUCUGACCUUCUCAAACCCUGAGGAUUAUGACAAGAUCAAGCCAGAUGACAAAGUCGACCUCCUUGUCGCCGAUCUAAAGCCUGGCGUACCAGUUACCAUGAAAGUCCACCCCAAGGAUGGCAAAGAGUUUGAUGUUGAGCUGUCUCAUACAUUCAACGAAGGCCAACUCGAGUGGUUCCGAAAUGGUUCUGCAUUGAAUGCUAUGGCUAAAGCUGCAGGAAAGUAA
Messenger RNA from Exophiala aquamarina CBS 119918, 2202 nucleotides. RefSeq names its product aconitate hydratase, mitochondrial. Gene Ontology annotation, cellular component: mitochondrion; cytosol. The coding region runs from base 1 to 2202 and encodes 733 amino acids. NCBI's taxonomy places the organism in Eukaryota, Fungi, Ascomycota, Eurotiomycetes, Chaetothyriales, Herpotrichiellaceae. The record is from RefSeq and is a predicted model, not a curated record. Gene Ontology annotation, biological process: tricarboxylic acid cycle. The transcript has 4 exons. Gene Ontology annotation, molecular function: 4 iron, 4 sulfur cluster binding; aconitate hydratase activity.